GACUUGAAAGGGAGACUGCAAGAAAUUCCUGGUGAUAUAGUCUAUGUUUUAAAAAAGAAUCCUACAAUAAGGUCAACAUAAAUCAGAGUCAGUUUAUAGGCACAGAACAAGAAAUAGCAAGAGAUAGGAUACCACAGUGCACAUGAGGAAACCACAGCCUGCUAUUGGCUAUGGCCUUCUGCCAUGGAAGCAAAGUGAGCACAAGGAUUUCUAGAUGCCAUUGACUGUGUUGCUUAUGAACUGGAUAAUGGCAAGGCAGGCAAGAAGAUGGCAGAAAGAAAUGUAGCAUGGAUCUUAAAAGAGCAGGCACCAGAGGUCUGAAAAGGCUCACUUUGGAAAGAUUCAGGCUUAGGCAAGGUGAGUGGGACCCUGAAGAAAAGAUGCCCCAGAUGAAUGCUGCAGAGAGGAUCAAGUGCUGCAGUAAUUCAGUAAAUUCAGGUGCCCACUGUUAUAGUCUGUAUGUAUAUACUGACUUGUGGGAAGUGUGUGCCAUAAGCCCACUGUGUUCCAAGACAUUUGUAUCAUAGAUCACUUCCAAAGUUUAAUAGGUCACUUUCUGUUUUUAAAAUUUGUAUUUUCUGGGUUUUAAAUAGCCUGGAGGGAGCAAAAAAAAGGUAGAGCAAUUCUCUACCACCACUACCUAAACAGUAUUGUGAAGCUUGAGGAGGUACAAACCUUUAAUGUGGCAAGAGAUAAAUUAAGCCCUCUUAGAUCUUCAAAGGGACCUAUAUUGUCUCCUAACAACCCAUAAUUUCCCAUCAUAUUGACAUAGACAGAUAAGGUCUAAAUACCCUGAAGGCACCAGGUCCCAUCUCAUCAUGUAAGAUAGGCAGGGUCAGUCCUGUUGUGUGGAUGAGAGACCAUCAAUAGAUGCCAAGUGCUGCAGGGAUUAUUUCAGAGGAAGGAACUGACAAAACCACUUCUUAAGUAUUCCUUGUCUAAGAAAAUCCUGCAAAAUUUGCCGAGUCACUGUUAAGUCAACAGGUGACUUAAAGGCACAUAGAUAAACUAUACCCAAGAACAGCAUUAUGUAAUUUUAUAUGUAUUUUAUUAGAGUGGACAAUAGCAGUGCUAAACAUAAUUGCCACUGUGUAAGCUACACUGAACUCAUGUGGAUUAAAUGAGGGCAUUGCCCCCUUAAAUAAGAAUUCUGCCUCCCAUUACAUUUUUCUACAGUCCUCAUAAUUUUAGCUUUGCUCAAAAUGAGAUGUUGAAACUUUGAAACACUGAGAGGUCUUCUGUGUACCACAUACAUAUUCUCUUCUUAACUUUGUCCUUUUUAUUGCAUGUCUAAACUGUAUGUCUGAAGUCAGAGCUGAAGUUUUAAGUUACACCAAUAGUAGAAAUUUGAGGACCAAAAACAAAUUUCAUAAAGAGGCAGAAUUCUUACUUUUGCAUUUGCCCUCCCUGUAGCCUCACCCUUGAUUAGACUCUGACCCCUGCUUCAGCCUGCAUAGGUUCAGCUUGUAAAACACAGUGGGCUUUGACCAAGAUCUUCAGUCAUCUGAAACUUUAGCUUGUAUCUAGGAAAGGAAUCCAUCUUAGAAGUAAUCAUGUUUAGAUGGUUAAAUAGAAGUAGUAACUUAGAGCCCUUCCACACAGCCAUAUAACCCAGAAUAUCAAGGCAGAUAAUCCACAAUAUCUGCUUUGAACUGGGUUAUCUGAGUCCACACUGCCAUAUAAUCCAGUUCAGUGUGGAUUUUAUUCAGCUGUGUGGAAGGAGUUUCAUUCAUACAAGCAGGAAGAUGCAUAUUUUGCUCAGUUUAUGACUUUAUAUUUGACACUCAGUCAUAGAUAAUAAUAAAUCAUGGAUUAUGUUAUCGCCAUUAAAUAGCCAGAGCAAAGUGUAUCUGUUUAAUACUCUUUUCAUCUGAAUUGUUUGUAUUACUUUAUGUGUGUAUUUCUUAUAUCCUGUAAAUUACCUUGCAUCUCAAUCUUAGAUAUAUUUAUAUUUAUUGUGUCAGAAGCAAAUUGAGGAAACAGUUAUAAUGUAUUUAAAAACACAAAGUUAAAAACUUCACAUUAUAUUAGAUUUUCUUUGACCAGAAGCUGGUGGUCUUAGAAAAAAGAAGAGAUACAAAUAAAGUAGUGGAUGGAUUGAAAACAAUGCAAUAAAUUGAGUACUAACAUAACAUAGGCAUUAUUACAAAUUAAUAAGAAAAAAUGCAUUAUAAAAUACAACUCUGCUAUACCAAUGAAAAGACAGCAGAGCACGGCAGUAGUUUCCUGAAGAUCAGGGGUUUUCUUGUUCAGAACAUAGCAUAAUAACUUACGUGCCCCAAACCAAUAUUCUUCAGCCCUGGAAGACUAUCACCAGUAAACUAUUCAAGAUCUUUAUGGCCUGCUUUCAAGUUCCCAGUGCAUAUGGAAACCUACACUGUCAUACAAAAGAGACCAGGGUCUAGCAUAUAGACUAUAUAACACAUACAGUUUAUUGUUUGAGGCAUAUAUGUAAGUUCAAUUCAGUUUUUAUUAAAUAUUUUGAACCAAGGAGCAUUAAAAUAUGAAAGGAAAAUGGUUUAUGAUGAAAAUCUUAUUUUGUGCUCUCUUUUUACUUGUACAAGAGAGUUUAUAAAUACAGAUUUACUGUUAUCCUGGACUUUUCUUUAUUUGUAUUGUCUCAUUUUCUUUAUUUUUCAUGUUGUGCCAGUAUACUCUGCUCUAUGUAUGAUUAGUAUACCUUUCACCUAUUAUGCUGUUUGUCUUAUAAAUCGUAUUGUCACAUACGUCACAGAAACAAACAAAAAGCUUGGCUUCUCACUGAACAUUAAGAAUACCAAAGUGGUCUUCCAGCAGGCACCAGUCAAUCCCUCUGCAAGGCCAGAAACACAGCUUAAUUGUGUUAAGUUAGAAAAUGUUGACCAUUUCCACUACCUUGGCAGCCAGGUUUCUACAAAAGUCAACACUGACACUGAAAUACAACACUGUCUGAGCUUUGCGAGUGCAGCAUUUUUCUGAAUGAAGCAGGGACUGUUUGAGAAUCAGGACAUUCAUAGGGAGACCAAGAUGCUUGUUUAUAAAGCUAUUGCCCUGUUAUACACCUGUAAAACGUGGACAGUCUAUGCAUGUCACACUCAACUCCUGGAAAGAUUCCAUCAGUGUUGCCUCCCAAAAAUCCUCUAAAUCUCUUCGGAAGACAGGCGGACAAACAUCAGCAUACUGGAAGACGCAAAGACCACCAGCAUUGAAGUGAUGAUCCUUUGCGAUCAACUUUGCUGUACUGGCCACGUUCUCUAAAUACCCAAUCACCAUCUCCCAAAGCAGGUACUGUACUCACAACUCAAGAAUGGAAAACGGAAUGGAAUGUUGGUGGACAGGAAAAGAAAUUUAAAGAUGGGCUUAAAGCUAACCUUAAAAGCUGCAGCAUAGACACUGAGAACUGGGAAGCCCUGGUCCUCAAGCAUUCUAACUAGAGGUCAGCUGUGACGAACAGUGCUGUGGAAUUUGAAGAGGCAUGAAUUGAGAGCGAAAGGGAGAAAUGGGCCAAGAGGAAGGCAUAUCAAGCAAAUCCUGACCGGGACUGCCUUCCACCUGAAAAUAUAUGCAGAAGAACAUGCAGGUCUAGAAUAGGUUUCUACAGUCACCUAUGGAACCACCCCCAAGACCCUAUACUUGGAAGGCAAUCAUACUCAGACACAAGUGAUCACUGAUGAUUGUGACAUGUAUUUCACAUCACAGUUUGUGCUGAUUUAGAGUUUGUGGCAUGUCACUAACCAUAUUUACAGAUUGUUUACAAAGUUAGAGUUGGCACUGAUUUCCUAAAGGUUUGCUAUUUAUGCUCUUAUUUAUAACAGAAAUUACUCAAGUGAUCACCGAUGAUUGUGACAUGUAUUUCACAUCAUAGUUUGUGCUGAUUUAGAGUUUGUGGUAUGUCACUAACCAUAUUUACAGAUUGUUUACAAAGUUAGGGUUGACACUGAUUUCCUAAAGGCUGCUAUUUAUGCUCUUAUUUAUAACAGAAAUUACUCCAGGCAGUCCCCAAGUUACAAACAUAUGACUUACGAAAGACUAAUUAUUAAAAAUGGUGGUGAGACCAGGAAAUAAGAGAAAUCUGCCCUUAGGAAGGGAAAUUCACUCCUAGAAGAGUCAUGGAGAUACGGAGUAUCUGCUGAAGCUUUGUUGCCAAUUCUUGUUUCCACAACAAAAUCCAAUUAUUACUGGGACAGAAAAUGAGGUGAAAUCUUCUGAACAAGGGCACAGGCAGCAAAACAAAUCCAACAGGGCUGUUAACCCUUCCUUAUGCUAUACAAAGAAUAUAAUAGCUAGAGUUAUCCCUAGAACAAGUAAGAACUAAGAUGACUAAUCUGAAGCUAUUUUAUGUUGGAUAUGAGAUAACAAGUCAUUGGGAAAGAGGGUAAUGUGAAAAGCAGUAGGGAAAUAAGGGAGUGAGUCAAUCAAGAAAGCCACAGUCCGAAGCUGGCAAGACCUAAGGCUAGUUGAUAAUGGGGCUCUUGGGUGCCUCUUGUUCAUAGGGUCACUAUAGAUUGAAAUGGACUUGAUGUUAAAUAACAGCAUCAGAGUGGAGUUCAACUUAUGAAUGGGACUUACAAAUAUUACAUGAAAUAAUCUUCAUUUAUGGUGACCUUGUACUUGAACAUAGAAGCCAACAUUAGCAUUUAAUAGCUGUUUUUAAAUGCUAGAUUUAGACAUUUCUUUUUAAAUAAAGACAUUAAUUUUGUUUGUACUUUUGGAUCACAGCUCUUGCAGUCUUGCAACUUUCACACCAUAACAUGUCUGGCAUCCAGCUAAAAGGAGUAAUCUAGGAACAGCUUGAAAAAGUGUAUUAAAUACAAUACAAUACAAUAUUAUACUAAUAUAAUAAUAAUAAUACAAUAUAAUAUUAAUUAUAUGUUAUAUAUUACAUGUAAUAUUACUAAUGAUAUAGUGAUAUAUAGUAAUUUAAUGCUAAUAUUGUGCUAUGCUAAUAAUAUAUUUUAUGUACAUAUGAUUUAUAAGCCGCUUUGAGUCCCCUUCGGGGUGAGAAGGGCGGGAUAUAAAUUUAGUAAGUAAACAAAUAAAUAAAUAAAUAAAUGAUUCAAUUUUGUGAAUUCACCUUGCCAAACAUGUGGGUUAUUUCUUUCAAAAUGAAGUCUUCUCUGUAAAAUAGCAGAAAAUAACAUUGUACUUGUCAGCUUGCAAAGACUUUCUUUUUUCAAAAAAUAAAUCAUAUCUCAGCAGAGAGAGAAACUGUUUACACCUCUAUUCAUUGCCAAAAAAAAGUACUGGCACUGGACUUCCACUCGCUUUCAAACAUACAAGUAGUAAUAGGGGCCACCUCUCGUCAAACUCAUUUUUGACAGGUGCCACGCCCCCUUGAAGCAGGAAGUCCUGCCCCUUGAAGCAGGAAGUGCCACCUCCUAAAAGAGGAACUCCCUCCUCCUAAAAACAGGAAAUGCAAUCCCGGGAGACCCUUCCCCCUGAGGUGAAGCCCUCCCACAACCCACAGCCCACCCCCACCCCCCCCACCCCCAGGGGCAAGCACAGACAUGUUUCAAUGAGGCAUUCAUGGUGAUGCGUAUGGGCUGAAAGGCCCCUUGCCUAGACUGACCCCUCUGCUUGAGGAAAUGGGGCAGCCAGGACCGUGUGCUAGGUCUUAGUGGUGAGCUCUGUGCUCUGUGACCAACAGCCAAUGGAUUUAGGCCCAUAAGGUCAUCAUGUGAUACUGGGAGGGCCCAUUAGGGCGGAGCUUUUAGGAAUAAAUACUCCAUGUGAGUUUUAGUGCAUCCCUUGACUGCUUUCAGAGGAAUGGAAAAUAUGGAAUCACCAGAUGGCCCUUCAAGCUCAGCGUGCCUUUCAGUACCGGAAGUGCCUAGAAAGAAACAAACUGCUAUGAAAAGAAGAGCUGAAAGCGGCUAUAGGUAUUGGGCCUAUCCAAACAUGUCAGGAACAACAGGACUUUCCCUACCUGUGACACCAAUGAAUAGUCCUAAAAAGCCGCGAGAAUCCUCGAAUGCUAAACCUCCGACAAGGCUUAACUUAUUACCAGGUCUUUAUGCUGUGAAAAAUAAAUUCACAGAGGUUAAGCCUGAUUUAAAUGAUCAGGGCACAGACAGGAUCGAUUUGAAAAAGCUUUUCCCUGAAAUGCCGAGAAUGUAUCAUGCUGAUGCUACUGCUGUUCUUGAAGAGGCGGAUGAAGAGAUGCUUUGUAAAACAGACUAUAAGGAUAUUGAGAGAACGGGAGAAGAACCAACCUCAGGCAGAUGCGUCCAUCGGUCACUCCUAGAGGAGCUGUUGAAGGAUGGAGCGGCGGAAAAGGAAGUCAUGGCUGUUGAUGAAAACACAACUGAUGGUUUCGAGAAUAUUACGGGCUGUAUCCAGUUUUCUGGUGAUGUGGAGGAUCUUCAGAUUGGCGACUCUCAGACCAUGGAGCUUUUCAGCAUGCCGCGUGUUUAAAGCCUGUUCUGCAGAGCAGAGCUGCUAUGUGUGUCUCACAAUAAAAUUGGUUUGUUUUGUACCCCUGUGUUCAUACUUGCAUUCGGUGACAUAAUGUCAGAGUCCGAUGAAAUCCUAAAGAAAAUAUAUUUUUCGCCGGGUAAGGUGGGAAGCCUCGGAGGUGUUUGGCCGCUUUUUCAAGAGGCCAAAAAACAAUGCAAAACUGUAAGGAAGGGGGAUGUUACUCAAUGGCUAUCCAAACAAGACAGUUACACGUUACACAGGCCAGCAAGGAUCCAUUUUAAAAGAAACAAGACUAUUGUAUCUCAUGUGGAUUCUCAAUGGCAGGCUGAUUUAGUGGAUAUGCAGCGACUUUCCAAGUUUAACAGGGGUUACAAGUACAUUUUAACAGUGAUAGAUAUCCUGUCUAAAUACGCAUGGGGGUUGCCUCUGAAGGAUAAGUCAGGUAGAGAGGUGUCGGAGGCCUUUAACACUAUCUUCACUCAAGAUGGUCGAAAACCUGAAAAAUUACAGACAGACCGGGGUCGGGAGUUUCUAAACAAGGCGGUAAGCACUCUGUUGAAACAUCAUGGGGUUCACCACUUUGUCACCAACAAUGAAGUUAAAGCAGGAGUUGUGGAGCGGUUUAACAGAACUUUAAAAACAAAAAUGUGGAGAUAUUUCACAGCUCAUAACACUUUUACAUAUAUUGAUGUAUUGCCUAUGUUCCUCAAAAGUUAUAACCACAGUUUUCACCAUACUAUCAAAACAAGGCCCGUAGAUGUUAACGAUUCCAACGCUCUAGACGUGUGGAGGAAAGUUUAUGGGCCACAUGUGAAAAGAAAAGAGGAGUUAUCGCAAUUCAGAAAAGGAGACCAUGUGAGGAUUUCCAAAAGCAAGGGUAAAUUUGCUAAGGGGUACGAACAGAAUUUUACCAGUGAGAUAUUCAUCGUGGACCAGGUUCUUCAAAAAACAUCCAGGCCUGUAUUUCUAUUGAAAGAUUAUGCGGGUGAAGAUGUCAUUGGCACCUUUUAUCCUGAAGAACUGCAAAAGAUUAAUACUGACAAAGACCGCAUCUACAGGAUUGAAAAAAUUCUAGCCACAAAAGGUCGGGGUGCGAGAAAGCAAUGCCUAGUGAAAUGGUUAGGCUGGCCUAGCAAGUUCAACAGUUGGGUUCUGGCUUCCGAAGUAACAGAACCUGAGUAGCGGCAGUGUUUUUUAUACGCCUAGGAAAAUGGGGGGAGGUAGUUUUUAUCUCACACUACCUAGCAACGCGAGUGCUAGAGCCUUCCCUAGGAACAGCAUUUCAAGCUUUACUAUAUCUUUAGCAAAACCUCUAGAGCUCUCAGGGGCAUGGGAAGUAGGACUAGUUGAGAUACAGUACCCCCACACCUGGAAUAACGUGACCACCGACCCACGCUUUGAAAUUGCACAGGGGGAAAAGAAGUGGUCCUUCCAGCUGCAGAAUGGAUAUUAUUCCAGCAUCCCCGAGCUGUUGGAAUACAUGAACGAACGCAUAUCAUCACGCAAGAGACCGCCCGAUGCGAUUCUUAAGUAUGACCCCGCAACCAGAAAGGUCCUAAUUAAACCCGA
Messenger RNA from Anolis carolinensis (green anole), 7965 nucleotides. RefSeq lists its product as uncharacterized. The record is from RefSeq and is a predicted model, not a curated record. Gene Ontology annotation, molecular function: nucleic acid binding. Gene Ontology annotation, biological process: DNA integration. The transcript is spliced from 2 exons. Bases 6487 to 7578 code for a protein of 363 amino acids. Lineage: Eukaryota; Metazoa; Chordata; Lepidosauria; Squamata; Anolidae.